Molecule: messenger RNA, 2390 nt
Organism: Mugil cephalus (flathead mullet)
Lineage: Eukaryota; Metazoa; Chordata; Actinopteri; Mugiliformes; Mugilidae
Gene: spsb3a
Product: splA/ryanodine receptor domain and SOCS box containing 3a
Exons: 7
Coding region: 252-1370 (372 amino acids)
Biological process (GO): proteasome-mediated ubiquitin-dependent protein catabolic process
Cellular component (GO): SCF ubiquitin ligase complex
Molecular function (GO): protein binding
Source: RefSeq, a predicted model, not a curated record
CCUCUAGCGGCCGCUGCUCGGACCGAACCAGGUCCAUUGUUUUCUGUCCCUCUCGUUUAAAGUAGGUCAUGGAGGAAGGAAGCGAGCCUCGAUAUUUAUCCACCAUUCGUGUUUUUAAUUAACUGAAGAAAUACGAGGAUUAAAGGACAAACGUUUGUUUUGAGAACAGCAGCUGUGCUGAUGCCGUCCUCCGAACAUCUGGACUAACGGACCCUGCGAAGCGACUCGGACGUGCUGGUAGCGGCGCUGGGAUGUCCAGGCGCAGCAGGAGUCGUGCAUGGAGAUAUGUCUGGGGCGGGAUAAGGCGAGACGCUGACGCCCGGGCUCUGGUUCUGGCCUCGGAGAGCGAAGACUGGAGGUUCGACCGCCUGGAGUACAGUGAUUCAGACUCUGAGGCCGACUUCUCGGCCGUGAUGGUUCCUCCGGUUCCCAGCGCUGUUCCCGUCACCGGGGAAUCGUACUGCGGCUGCGACUCUCAGGCCGAAACCAGCUACAACCCUCGACUCAGAGGUUUUCACCAGGUCAAAGACUGUCACUGCGGAGAGGACGACCAAGACUUUGACUGGGUCUGGGACGCUAACGGCCGAUCGACGGCGACGCUCCUGAGCUGCGACAACCGCAAAGUGAACUUCCACUCGGAGUACAGCUGCGGCACGGCGGCGAUCCGCGGAUCCAAGGAGCUGGCGGAGGGGCAGCACUUCUGGGAAAUCAAGAUGACGUCUCCGGUCUACGGGACAGACAUGAUGGUUGGCAUCGGGACGUCUGACGUCAACCUGGACAAGUACAGACACACGUUCUGCAGCCUGUUGGGAAAAGACUCGGACAGCUGGGGCCUCUCCUACACCGGCUUAUUGCAUCACAAAGGAGACAAGACGAACUUCUCCACCCGGUUCGGACAAGGCUCGAUCAUCGGAGUUCACCUGGACACGUGGCACGGCACCCUGACGUUCUUCAAGAACCGCAAGUGUAUAGGCGUCGCAGCCACGGAGCUGCAGAACAAGCGCUUCUACCCGAUGGCGUGCUCCACGGCGGCCAAGAGCAGCAUGAAGGUGAUCCGGUCGUGCUCGGCGCCGACCUCGCUGCUCUACCUGUGCUGCGCCCGCCUGCGCCAGCUGCUGCCGGACUGCAUAGACACUCUGGACGAGCUGCCGCUGCCGCCGGGCCUCCGCCAGCUGCUCCACAACAAGCUGGGCUGGGUCCUCAGCCUCAACUGCGGCUCCAGCGGCUCCGACGGGUCCGACGGGUCCGAGCGCUCGCCGCGUUUGACCCGCGCCCCGCCCUCGGCCGGACCGUCCUCCUCCGAGAGCGACUCCGAGGGCUGCACGUCCGACCCCGAGGCCUGUCAGAGGAAGAGGUGCCGCUGGACGUGACCGGACCUCCUCCUCCUCCUCCUCCUCCUCCUCCUCCUCCUCCUCCUCUGAUCCGAUCUGACGCCGCCUUCCUGCCUCCGAGGUUUCUCUUCAGUGUUAUUCCAGUAGCGAAGGAAAAUAAUCGGGAGGAGCGGAGAAAAAGGCGUCCGUGAUCUUCUUCUCUCAUGCCAUUCUCUUUAAACCAGUGAAUAUGUUUUGUUGCCAUUCAUUCAUAUGUGUGUGUGUGUGUGUGGGAACAGUCUGUAACACUGAAAAAAAACAAAACAAAAAAGAAGAAACGUGUAGAUAUUUUCUUUUUGUGUCGAACUGUUACACGGAGGAAGGUGGAGCUCUUCUUCUUCUUCUUCCUCCCGAAUUCAACACCUCGAACUUCUCUCCGAAAAGUUUUCUAAACGCGUUUUUACUUUUACUCGGAUCAUGAAAAACAAAAAGAGACUCUGUGACGUAUUUUUAAUUUUCUUUAUAAUCACUGUUGCACCUUAUUUCUUCUUUUUUUUUUUUUACUUUCUACUCGUCUGUUUAUGCAACAGUGUUUUGUUACUUUACUCGAAGCCUUGUUCUGUGCAGAAAUGGACUUUUUAAAUGAGAUGAUUCUUAUCGUGAUCAUGACUAAGUACUAAUUAGAUUUAAUUCUCCAGCACCAAACUAUGAAAUGACACCACGUCCCCUCCCUCCCUCCAUGUCCUGGUUUAAACUACAUCUUAUACAAAGAUUUAAGGUUCUAUGCAAUACGAGCGUUUUCUGAACGAAGCACAAAUCCGUCGAAUGACGGAGUCGAGAAAGAUCAGUUUCUUUUCGUCUUCGCUCACAGUGUUUGUCUUUUCAUCGAUGCAUCGAAGCACUUUGUUCUCACUCUUCUACUGUAAAUAAGUAAACUCUACGUGUGUUUUUUCUGUACCAUGUCAUAUUAAUAAUAAUAUUAAUAAUAAUAAUAAUACUGUAUGUGUCGGCAGUCGUUGGCCUUUUUCUGUAUAACUCGGCAUGAUUUUCAGCGGAAAAUAAAACUACAUAUGCACAAAG